Molecule: messenger RNA, 1102 nt
Organism: Bipolaris sorokiniana ND90Pr
Lineage: Eukaryota; Fungi; Ascomycota; Dothideomycetes; Pleosporales; Pleosporaceae
Exons: 2
Coding region: 1-723 (240 amino acids)
Biological process (GO): FMN biosynthetic process; riboflavin biosynthetic process
Cellular component (GO): mitochondrion
Molecular function (GO): riboflavin kinase activity
Source: RefSeq, a predicted model, not a curated record
AUGGGACGUCCCGACGGCCCCCGCGACCCCAUCGCCGGCCCCGACACACCUCAACCACCAUUCCCCCUAAAGCUACGCGGCCCCGUAAUCAAAGGCUUUGGACGCGGCAGUAAAGAACUCGGCAUCCCCACCGCCAACAUCCCCCUCUCCGGCCUCUCAAUCGGCGGCAACGAGGACCUCGACUCAGGCAUCUACUACGGCUGGUGCACGCUCGAUCCCUCCACCAUCCCUUCUUCCUCUUCGCCCUCUACCAACACAACCACAACCCCUCCCUCUACCGACACACCCCCCUCCACAUCCUCCAACCACGCCGUCCUCGACCUAAACUACCCCACCGACCCCGCCCCCUCCCCCCAAACAAUCUACCCCACCGUCCUCUCAAUCGGAUACAAUCCAUACUACAAGAACUCGAAGCGCAGCAUCGAAAUCCACAUUUUACAUAACUUCGAGCGCGAUUUCUAUGGGGCGAUGCUGAGUCUGGUUAUUCUGGGGUUUAUACGGCCCGAGUAUGAUUAUGUGAGUUUGGAGGCGCUGGUGGAGGAUAUCAAGGAGGAUAUCAGGGUGGCGAAGAGGAGUUUGGAGCGUGAGAAGUAUUUGGAGUGGAAGGAGGAUGAGUGGUUGAAGGGGAAGGGCGAGGGUGGCGAGGUUAUGGGGAAUGGGAAUGUGAGGGUGGAGCAGGCGGGGCAGAGUGAUGGGAUUGUCAAGAGUGAGAUGAUGAAUUGAUGGGGCGGCGUCUACCACUGAGCAUUUUCUCUUUUUUUGGUACUUGGGAGAAGUAUAGGAGCAAGGACAUGUUGUUUUUUCCUUCAUACGUCUUAGACUAACUUGCACGGCGAUAUCCCCCUCCCCCUCGAGAGUAAGUAUCGAGUCUAACACGAAUUCGAUCAUGAUAAUAAUCCAUGCAUACACGGCCUACCCGGUAGCAAAAAAGAUAUCUCAACGUAUAGAAGAAACAUUGCGCCCCCAAGGCGACAAUGGUUCAAAACUCUCGCAGCAGAUGGUUGCUGGAUAAAAGAAAAUGCUCAAAAGACGCCCGUUCCUAUAAAGUGAUGGGAACUAUUAGACUAAAUUUGUCUUUUUCGAAGAGCGAUCCUCGAACAAA